AUGCCGUCUUCAGCGGCGUCGUCGCCUUCAUCCUCAUCUUCCGCACCAAUCUCAGCUACGCGAGAUACUGGGAGGGGCGAACAAUGCUCGCUCAAAUGAGCUCGAAAUGGGGCGACGCAGCAAUCCAGGUGAUAUCGUUCGACGAGGGAGCCAAGGAGCCCGUGCCGGGCGGGAUUCGAUUCCGCUCCGAGUUUGUACACACCAUGAGCCUCAUGCACGCGCUCGCGCUGCAGAGACUAAGAGGAGACUCCUACCUGAGCAACCUAACUUAUGGUCGCUUCAUGGACAUCCCACCAGAGCCGCCAGUGGACGCUGAUCAGGUGGAGGAGUGGAACCGAGUGCGCGGGAACAAGUCCCUUGUGUUCCUAAGGGCCCACCGCCCCCACCUCGAGAAGUACUGGCGGGCGCUGCCGCUGGCAGUGCUGGGGGGAGUGAACCCCACGGAGUGCAGCAUCCUGGAACCUUCCCGCGACCGUGUGUACCUGGUGAUGUGCUGGCUGCACCGCGCGCUCGUGGCUCGCCGCAUGGCGGGGGGCAUCUCUCAGGACGCCCCUAUCGUGUCCAGAAUAUACCAAGUGUUGUCAGACGGUAUGCUGGGGUACGAGAACGCGCUCAAGAUAGUGAACACGCCCUUCCCCUUCCCCUUCGCGCAGUGCGUGGCGCUCCUCCUGCACAUCAACGCCCUCGUCAUCCCGCUGCUCAUGGCCGACUGGCUCGCAGACCCGCUCCUAGCCUCCGCCAUCACCCUCCUCUCCGUCUUCUCCUUCUACCUUCUCAACGAAGUGGCGAGGGAGAUCGAAGAGCCGUUUCGGUUCGACCCGAAUGAUCUUCCCGUGGUGUAUCUGCAUCAUAAGUUUAAUGAGCGGCUUGUGACAGCGUUUUCGAGAAGUGUUUUUCCUGCGGACGGGCUGUUUACGCAUAUUGACGAGAAGGAAAUGGCGUGGCUUUUAGCUAAGCACCGGCCGGUGACAGUGGUGAAGGGAGCGGAGGAGGAGAAGGUGGGAGUGGUUGCUAAAGACUGUGUUAUCGAUGUGCUGUGCGGCGAUGAGCCUGGAGAGAAGGUUCGGGCCGAGGCUGGCUCGGAGGCGUUCGCGAGUCCUUCCCCCGACUACGCUCCACCUAAGCCACCAACCAAUACCAUUAACGGCAACGCCUGCUGCUCUACCUUGGAGGCUCCUCCUGAACCAGAAAUUGCCUUAGGAAGUGUUCCUGCUCCUGCUGCUGCUCCUGCAAAGCAGCUGGGAGAGGGGCUGGAGCGGCAGGAGCCGCCAACCAAGCAAGCAAGCUAA
Molecule: messenger RNA, 1289 nt
Organism: Closterium sp. Naga37s-1
Lineage: Eukaryota; Viridiplantae; Streptophyta; Zygnematophyceae; Desmidiales; Closteriaceae
Source: the annotation of a GenBank genome assembly